AUGUCGUUCUGGACUGCUUUCCGACUGAGCGGCAGCAAUGUCAGGAUCGCGGCAGCUUCAUUCGCCCGAGCUGGAUUGUCGCGCAUGCGUCCAUCCACAGCAGCAGCAGCAGCAGCAGCAGGCAUGUCCAUGUCCACGAUGGCGGCGCCUGCUGCUGCUGCUGCUCAGCCGCGUCGGAUGCGCGCGCUCGCGUUGGCUGCGGCGUCUGGCUUUGCUGCAGUUUCCAUUGCUGCGGCUGCCAUUGCAGCGGCAAAGCGUGAGGUUGUCCGCGCAGAGCCGCCAAACACGACCCAGCACGACACUGAAUAUGCGUUUGACAAGAGCUCAGGAGCACGGUUUCCGACACACUUGACGCUGGCAAACACGAACCUGGCGCUGGUCGGAACGGGCGUGCGCACAGUCACCUUCUUGCAAGUCCAAGUCUACGCGAUUGGGCUCUAUGUUCCAGACUCGGCGGGGUUGAAGCUUGCCAUCCAACGUCACCGUGACCAACUUGUGCCAUCCACUGCCGCCGAAACCCUGAUCAACCUGAAGCAACCGCUCUCCAUUCGUUUGGUCGCUGUGCGCAACCCCGAUAUCAAGCAUUUGCGAGAAGCCCUUGGUCGCGCAAUGGCGGCACGAUUGAAGCACAUCCAGGAUCCUGUGGAGCGUGCGGGCGCUCAGAUGGCGGUCGACCAGUUCAAAGCCUUGUUUCCUCAGGGCAAAAUCGCGCCUGGCGAUGCCGUCGACUUUGUCCUGCGCCCUGACGGCGUCUUGCAACUGUCUUUGCGGGGUGAAUCUCUCGGGACUGUCGCAUCCAAGUUUGUUCAAACUUCCAUCUUGGACACUUAUAUUGGCGCGUCGUCUGUCUCUCUUGAGGCUCAACGUAACUUUCUGAGUGGUCUGCAAGCCUUUGCUUCCCAAUGAGCCGGGUUCCCUGCCACCUCCAAAGAGUUGAAACUUGUACUUUUUUUUUUUAAAACUGUAUUUUUCUCUGCCUGGGUCCAUAUUCGCCCCUGUCGUGUUUCCUCCCCUCCUCUCUAUUCCAUUGCGCUUGAUCCACCUU
Molecule: messenger RNA, 1045 nt
Organism: Capsaspora owczarzaki ATCC 30864
Lineage: Eukaryota; Filasterea; Ministeriida; Capsasporidae
Exons: 6
Coding region: 1-906 (301 amino acids)
Molecular function (GO): intramolecular lyase activity
Source: RefSeq, a predicted model, not a curated record